Messenger RNA from Corylus avellana, 1932 nucleotides. Its product is annotated as 3-ketoacyl-CoA synthase 11. Gene Ontology annotation, cellular component: membrane. Gene Ontology annotation, biological process: fatty acid biosynthetic process. The record is from RefSeq and is a predicted model, not a curated record. Gene Ontology annotation, molecular function: acyltransferase activity, transferring groups other than amino-acyl groups. NCBI's taxonomy places the organism in Eukaryota, Viridiplantae, Streptophyta, Magnoliopsida, Fagales, Betulaceae.
CCCCCUCAUCCUCUCUCUCUCUCUCUCUCUCUCUCUUCGUGCCCUUUAAAUCUCGUUCCUCUGCUUCCGUCUUUUGCAAAGAUUUCUUGUUGGUCUCUCUGAUCACAUGCAUAGCAAAUGCUAGCUUUCCACCUCUCAAAUUCUGUUGAUCACUAGAAUUCUGAAUUUGGGUUUUGCUUUUUGUUGUAUUAUCUUCUGGGUAUUGCUCAUUCUUUCUCCAAAACCAAUUACUGUUUUGAUCGGCUAUGGCGGACGAGAGGAAACAGAGCCGGGAAACAGAGUCGGUUUCGGUUGAAAGUGGGAAAAAUAAGCUUCCCAACUUCCUCUUAUCUGUUAGACUCAAAUAUGUGAAGCUUGGGUACCACUACUUAAUCUCCAACGCCAUGUACCUCUUGCUCGUGCCGCUUCUCGGCAUAGCUUCGGUUCAUCUUUCAACAUUCACCUUAAACGAUUUCGUCCAGCUAUGGCGAACGCUAGAGUUCGAUCUCGUCUCGGUGGCUCUGUGCUUGAGCCUGAUAGUUUUCCUCGGCACCCUUUACUUCACGAGCCGGCCGAGAAAAGUUUACUUGGUGAACUUUGCGUGUUACAAGCCGGAGGAGGAGCGGAUGUGCACGAGGGAGAUUUUCAUGGAGAGAUCGGGUCUGACGGGGAGUUUCUCGGAGGAAAACUUGGCGUUUCAGAAGAAGAUUGUGGAGAGGUCGGGGUUGGGGCAGAAGACGUACUUGCCGGAGGCCGUGUUGCGAGUGCCGCCGAACCCGUGCAUGGCGGAGGCGAGGAAGGAGGCUGAGACUGUGAUGUUCGGCGCCAUUGAUGAGCUGUUGGGAAAGACCGGAGUGAAGGCAAAGGAUAUUGGGAUUCUUGUGGUGAACUGUAGCUUGUUCAAUCCAACCCCGUCACUCUCCGCCAUGAUUGUGAAUCACUACAAACUCAGAGGGAACAUUUUGAGCUACAAUCUUGGAGGUAUGGGUUGCAGUGCUGGCCUCAUUUCCAUAGACCUUGCUAAACAGCUGUUGCAGGUGCACCCAAACUCAUAUGCUCUAGUGGUGAGCAUGGAGAACAUCACUCUCAACUGGUACUUCGGCAACGACCGCUCAAUGCUCGUCUCAAACUGCCUCUUCCGCAUGGGCGGGGCGGCCAUCCUCCUAUCGAACCGAUCCUCUGAUCGCCGCCGCUCAAAGUAUCAGCUCAUCCACACCGUCCGCACCCACAAGGGGGCCGAUGAUAAGUGCUACAACUGCGUCUUACAAAGAGAGGACGACAACAAAAAAAUCGGCGUCGCCCUGUCAAAGGACCUAAUGGCAGUCGCCGGAGAAGCCCUGAAAACCAACAUCACCACGCUUGGGCCGCUGGUGCUUCCCAUGUCGGAGCAACUCCUAUUUUUCUCAACUUUGGUGGGAAGAAAAAUCCUUAAGAUGAAGAUAAAACCAUAUAUUCCAGAUUUUAAGCUGGCUUUCGAGCACUUCUGCAUUCACGCAGGUGGGAGAGCAGUGCUAGAUGAGCUGGAGAAGAAUCUUGAGCUCACUGAUUGGCAUAUGGAGCCCUCCAGAAUGACUCUUAAUAGGUUUGGAAAUACUUCCAGCAGCUCUUUGUGGUAUGAGUUGGCCUACACGGAGGCCAAGGGGAGGAUCAGGAGGGGUGAUCGGACAUGGCAGAUUGCUUUCGGUUCUGGAUUCAAGUGUAACAGUGCCGUUUGGCAAGCGCUAAAGACCAUCGACCCAGCUAAGGAGAAGAAUCCUUGGAUGGAUGAGAUUCAUGAGUUUCCCGUUCAUGUGCCAAAAGUGGCAUCCAUUAAUGUUUCUUGAAACUUUCAUGCUGCCACGUCAGUUUUUAUUUGUUUUUUUAUGUUUGACUGAAUUAUAUUUUUUUUUCAGCUGGUAAGACUGUCUUGAUCAAUCGUGUGUGAUAAAUUUAUACUCAAAAUCUGUUGCAUAA